Molecule: messenger RNA, 4134 nt
Organism: Stegostoma tigrinum
Lineage: Eukaryota; Metazoa; Chordata; Chondrichthyes; Orectolobiformes; Stegostomatidae
Gene: wnt5b
Product: wingless-type MMTV integration site family, member 5b
Exons: 5
Coding region: 1259-2401 (380 amino acids)
Biological process (GO): neuron differentiation; multicellular organism development; canonical Wnt signaling pathway
Cellular component (GO): extracellular region
Molecular function (GO): cytokine activity; frizzled binding
Source: RefSeq, a predicted model, not a curated record
UUGGGGCUCAGGUAGCAGUGUCAGUGGCAGUUCGGGAGUAGCGCUUUGUCAAAGUGCUCAGUCCAAGUGGAGCAGCCUGACCGGCAGCGAGCGACCCUCAGCACAGAGGACGGAAAGCGGGCACAGCGUCCCCUGCACGAAGCCGAAACGAGACCAGCCUUCACUGAUCUCAAAGGAGUGAGAGAGAGAGAAAGAAAGAAAGCGCCAGCAAGAUAAAGCGGAGUUUCUUCUUAAAAAGGCAGCAACAAUUGAAAAAGAAGUUUUUGAAAACUUUUACGAAACGUUGUAGAAGUUUGCACGUUCAACUGUUGGUGCACUUCAGAGCUGUACCUGGCCCCGAUUGACAGUGGACGUCGGUUAAACAUAAUUCUUGGACUGCUGGAUAUGUUACUUUGUCACAUCGAGGGGUGCAUGUGUGAACCAAAAUAGCUAGUUGGUGAAAACUGGCAAUUCGAGAGGACAGCCGAGUGACCGCAGCUCGGCGCUCUGCAACUGGGCAUUUAAUCGGUUUACUGCUGCUGGAGAAAGUUACUAAAAACUAAACCGGACCGAACACUCGGGAGAGUAGAUACUUCAGUGAUUUAUUUUCUUCCCUUUGAUUUGUUUCGAGUGGAUUCACGUUUUCAGCAUUUUCUGAGCAAUCCCUGUGAGAGCCAGUCGUGAAAUGGCUGCACCGCGCUCCAACACUGCAAGGCUCUGACAGACCAGGCUGCUACACAGCAGUACAAACUCUCACUGAUGAAGUGACACUCGAUUUGAUAAAAAAAAUUGUCUCUCAGGUAACUUAGUCUACGGCUCGAGGGAAGGUACAAUAACGUUAAAAAUCAAACAUAAAACCGAGGGACAAGCUUGGAACCCUUAAAGCUAACAGAAGUGGGAUAAAGCGGUAAAGGACGGCAAGUACCAGCACUGCAGUGACAAAAAAGGAGGAAGAGAUCAACCAACUGUAUGAGAGGGAGAAUUGAGAAGAAAAGUUCAAGGGUUGGAACGGGAGGUUGAGGAGCACGGAUCCUGUCCUGCGCUGGGGUUGGGUGGAGUUAUGGAUGUAAGCCUGAAAGAGUUUCAAUAACAGGUGCAAUGCUCACACAGUCCAACUCGAUUCCUCCAUCUGCCCUGGGCUCCUGAGAACCAACUGCUCCGUCCGUGCUCACCCUGACUGUUUCAUUCUGACAGUUGUCUUCGAUACAGCAGCACAUUAGAGAAACCCUGAUUAAUCCCAACAGCCUGGAUAUUUACCCAGGGUAUCCUGAACCUGAAAAUGCAGAACUCAGUGACAGUGCGAGGAGCACUCGAUGCAGCUCUUAGCCCGGCCAGGCUCACCAUGACUGGGCUUCACGUUCUGCUGGCUGCCGCUUUCCUCUCUGGCUCUUCCCACUGCCUGGUUCAGGCAAACUCUUGGUGGUCGCUGGCCAUGAACCCCAUCCAACGGCCUGAGAUGUACAUUAUAGGCGCGCAACCUCUGUGCAGUCAACUGAAUGGUCUGUCGCAAGGCCAGAGGAAGUUGUGCCAGUUGUAUCAGGACCAUAUGAUUUAUAUUGGAGAGGGGGCAAAGACGGGCAUUAAGGAAUGCCAGUAUCAGUUCAGACAGAGGCGGUGGAACUGCAGCACUGUGGAUAACACCUCUGUGUUUGGAAGGGUCAUGCAGAUAGGGAGCCGAGAGACUGCCUUCACAUAUUCCAUCUCAGCAGCUGGUGUAGUAAAUGCAAUAAGUCGUGCAUGUCGUGAGGGUGAGCUCUCAACCUGUGGGUGCAGUCGCGCUGCCAGACCCAAAGAUCUUCCCCGGGACUGGUUGUGGGGAGGUUGUGGGGACAAUGCCGAAUAUGGUUACAGGUUCGCCAAAGAAUUUGUGGAUGCAAGGGAAAGGGAGAAGAAUUAUCUAAAAGGCUCAGUGGAUCAUGCCAGGACACUAAUGAACCUGCAGAAUAAUGAAGCUGGCAGGAGGGCUGUGUACAAUCUUGCGGACGUGGCAUGCAAGUGUCACGGUGUUUCAGGCUCCUGCAGCUUGAAGACUUGUUGGCUUCAACUGGCUGAUUUCCGGAAAGUGGGUGAUCUGCUGAAAGAAAAGUAUGACAGUGCUGCUGCCAUGAAAAUUAACCGCAAAGGGAAGCUGGAGCUAGUUAACAGCCGCUUCAAUCCUCCCACUGCAGAUGAUCUAGUUUAUCUUGACCAGAGCCCUGAUUAUUGUGUUAAGAAUAAGACCACAGGCUCCCUGGGCACAACAGGCCGCCUCUGUAACAAGACCUCUGAGGGAAUGGAUGGUUGUGAGCUAAUGUGCUGUGGACGGGGUUAUGAUCAGUUCAAGACCACGAAAGUUGAAAGAUGCCAUUGUAAAUUUCAUUGGUGCUGUUACGUCAAAUGCAAAAAAUGCACACAAAUAGUUGAUCAGUUUGUUUGCAAAUAACUUAAAAAAACUUCUAUGUAAAGGGUGCCUGGGGAGUUCCCACUUUUCCAAAAGAAACUGCUAACAUGGUGAAUGUAUAAUGUGUGUGCUCAGACUUCAGCAAGAGAGAAACAGAAUCUGUACUUCACUUACCAGAUAAAAUUAACUGCUUUAUAAUCAAUUUUUUAAUAUAUGUAAUUAACUGGACCUAGUACUGCACUCUGCCUUUAGCCUCUCUGGCUCUCCUUGUACAAUGUAUAGUGGAUGAGUGACAAGUGUAGCAGUAAUGACCGAGUCUUGCCUGCUGACUAUUUAUUAAAGAUGAGGUCACAAAUACUUAGCAUUCUGACCUAAUUUAAUUCGGGUUUGAAAGCCAUUUUUUGCCUUCUCCUCCCAUUAGCAUUUUCACCACCUAUUUCAGCAAAAUAACAUACUUUAUAAAUAAGAAAUCAGCUUUACAUGAAUAACUGGAACUGCCCAGAAGCAAUCAAAUAAUUUGCCUGUGAAUUGAAAAGGAAAGAAAAAUGUCCCUGUAAGACAUCAGUGUCAGUCGACAUUAAUUCAUUUUGGUAACAUAAUCAAUUUCUUUCUCUCAAAUAGCUAGAAAUGUAUCAUGUAUUUUGUGAUCUAAUAACCCGCACUGUUUUUGCAAAAUUUAAUACCUAUUUUUGCAAAGUACUUGUAUACUUUAAAUUUACAUUCUGCACAAAUGUGUAUAUAUGCUUGUAUUUAGAAUAUGUGCCAGAAUGAAAACAGGCAUGUCACUACAUUUAAACUGCAACCUAACUGGAUUUGUGCAAAGGUUCUUAUUUUUAAGAUUUAAUAAUCUUACAUUUACAAAGAACUGUGGAGGAUGAUCUACAACAGGACCUUGGUGACACCUCAAAUAAUUUGUAAUUCCUGAAAAUUUAAAAGGGGGAGCACAGUUUUAUUUUAAAAGACUAAGCAUUGGGCAUUCAAAUAUAACCUUUGAAAGAAUAAAUCAAAUUUUAAAAAACUCAUCACAAAAUACACUAAAACAAUGGCUAUCCUAGUUUCAAACAAUGGGAUCAUUUCUUUAAAAGUAGCUGUUUCUUAAGUUAUAAUGAGACUUAAUAAAUUUGAUGACCAGUCGCUUAAUGCAACUGAUGACAGAGCGGAGUGCUAAGUUUGUAAAUAAGAACUUGUAUAUACCAAAUUCAGCCAUUGGGUGGGAUAUUUGUUACAUCAAGAGUCCUCAAACCUGGAUCUCAAUGCACUACCUGCAAAAGAUUUGAAAUUGUUUUAAUGAAGAAUGAAUGAAAUAAAUGCUCAACAAUUGAGGGAGUUUUGCAGUUUAUAAUUUGCAGUUUAUAAGUGUUUACAUUGUAUUAGGAUGAUUAGAUAAUGUUAUUUAACAAUACUUUUAACCACAUGUGUCUACAUUUCAUUUUAGUGCAAUAGACGCAUAAGCCAUUCAUUCAAUCACUGUUAAUCUGGACCUACAGUAAGAUUGUAGUUAUACUUUUUCAUUAAAGCAGACUUGAUAGCUUUAAAUUAUUUAACAAAGUUUAAGCAGUGAAGAUCCCUCUUUCACGGCAAAGUUUUUGCAAAAUGGCAUCCUUACAUCACAAAGCUAUAGUGAAGUUUAUAGAGAAUUCUUUAUGUUCUUGUUUUGCAUUUAAGAUUAAUAGUAAAAUAAACACACUUGGCUAUUCUAAAUUGUUAGCAUCCAUUUAUAUGUCAAGUUAUAUUGUUGCUUGUUCAUUCUGUUCAUUACUCCACCCAUUAAAUGA